AUGACCAUCCCUACACGAGAAUUCGGAAAGACGGGCGAGAAGGUUGGCUGCAUCGGCUAUGGCGCCAUGGGUCUCGCUGCCUUCUACGGCGAGCCCGUGCCCCAAUCCACCGUCGACACCAUCUUCGACCGCUGCCUUGCUGACGGCGUCAACUUCUGGGAUACUGCCGACAUCUACUCUCCCAUCAAGUCCGGCAAGCUGGGCUACAAUGAACAACAGAUCGGAGCGUAUUUCAAGUCGCACCCGGAUGCACGUAAGAAGGUGUUCCUCGCGACCAAGUUCACCUUCCGUAUCAACGAGAAGGGCGAGAGGAGUGUUGAUGGUUCACGCGAGUGGUGCCACCAGGCAUGCAGCGAUUCGUUGCGCCGACUGGGUGUUGACCACAUCGAUCUGUACUACGCCCAUCGCCCCGCUCCCAACGUCGACGUUACCGAGACCGUCAAGGCGAUGAAGGAGCUCAAGGACCAGGGCAAGAUCCGCUACAUCGGUGUCUCGGAGUACAACCUCGAACAGCUAGAGGCGGCGAACAACGUGGUGCCUAUCGAUGCGAUUCAGAUCGAGAUCUCGCCCUGGACCCCCGAAGUGCUCACCAACGGCAUCCUCGACUUUGCCACCAAGCACGGCAUCGCGCUCGUCGCCUACUCGCCCCUCGGCCGCGGCUUCCUCACGGGUUCCUACAAGUCGGUCGAAGAUUUCGAGGAGGGCGACUUCCGCCGCGUCAACCCGCGCUUCCAGGGCGAAAACUUCCAGAAGAACCUCGAACUCGUCGCUGACAUUCAAAAGAUUGCCGACAAGAAGGGCGCUACCCCCGGUCAGAUCGCCCUCGCCUGGGUCCUCCAGAAAUCGCCCAUCAUCAUCCCCAUCCCAGGUACCAAGAAGGAAAAGUACCUCAUCGAGAACAACAAGGCCGCCCACGUCCAGCUCUCGCCAGACGAGCUCGCCGAGAUCGACCGCGUCAUCAACAGCUUCAAGGUCUCUGGCUCGAGGUACGAUCCUGACAUGAUGAGGAUCGUCGCUUUCUAG
Sporisorium graminicola is the source of this 1023-nucleotide messenger RNA. RefSeq lists its product as uncharacterized. Bases 1 to 1023 code for a protein of 340 amino acids. Gene Ontology annotation, cellular component: cytoplasm. The record is from RefSeq and is a predicted model, not a curated record. Lineage: Eukaryota; Fungi; Basidiomycota; Ustilaginomycetes; Ustilaginales; Ustilaginaceae. The transcript has a single exon.